UGGACCAUGCCCCAGAUAUCUUUAGGAUUGGACAAUUCUAACUCUUAAAUAGGUGGCCUGCAGACAGAUAGUGCAUGAGAAAACAAUGCAGCUACUGCCCAUAUUUGGUAGGAAAAGAACUAAAGGUUGGAUUACUAAGAUUUUCUAGUCUGGGAAAUUUUUGGGGCAUGGUUCGUCUGUGGUGUCUCAGGCAUAGGAGAUCCCUGUUCUUGAAAACCAAAUCAUGCUCCUUGUUUGUUCAAAUAAGUAGACAAGGAAAUUAUGAUAUAAUUACAAGACAACUGAUGUAAGAUCAAAUGGAAAACAAAUAAGUAUUCAAGAAUAUAGGUCUUUUGUUUUGCAAACAUGAAUGUAAAAUUUUUUGUUCUUGGGUUCCUUCUGCAUAACAAUAGUUUUCCUGUUAUACAUUUUCAGUUCUUUAUAGCGCAUUUGAUGUCUACGAACAAGGUGGUGCUACUCUGUAGAUUAGGAGGCGAAUUCAUUUGGGAAUCCAGUAACGUUUAUUACAAGGGUGGCACAAACCGGAUAGUUCAUGUUGAUCGAGCAAUCAAUUACCUCAAUCUUUUAUGCAAAGUGUGUGGGAUUUGCAAGUUGACCGACAUUAGCAGCAUCCAAUAUAAAUAUCCUGGUCUAGAUUUGGAUUCACUUGUGUUGAUUGAGAAUGAUGACGAUAUAUCAAAUAUGAUGAAUGCAUUUCCUCAAAGUAACGAGCCCAUUCAUCUCUUUAUCUUGUGUGCCCAAAACCCUUUAAUCCCCGUUGCAAUCCCCAGUAAUCUGAUGCAGAAUGCUGAUACUGGAAGUGCUCAAGCAUCAUUGCAGGAUUUACAUGUAGGUUAUAAAGCACUUGCAUCUUCUUUGCAUAAUGUUGAUGCCAAUAACCAUGAUGUUCCAAGUGCAUCAAAUGAUUUGAAUAAUCCUAUCAACAACACGCAGAAAGUGAUGCUGGAUUUAAAAGAAGGCCAAGAAUUUGAAGAUGUAAAUGCUUUCCAUAAGGCUUUAAAGGAGUAUGCCAAACGUUCAAAUUUCCAAUAUAAGCGAACAAGGUCGGGCGGUGGCCAUUUUCAGGCGAAAUGCAUUAAAGAUGAUUGCUUAUGGUGUAUACGUGCAUGUAAGCUUCUUGACAAGCCUAUAUUCAAGAUAAAAUUCUUGAAGGGAAACCAUACUUGUAAUGUUGCAAAUAAGCCAACAAUGUGAUGCCGACAUCAGUGGUGCACCCUUCAGAGUGUAUCAGAGGAGGAGGCAUCGUCGAUAGGUACUCUGGAGUGGAGGAGUUGAUGUGGAUGGACGUCGGGUCCAUCAGACUCAUUUUUUAACGCGCUAUGAGUGUAGGAGCGGCAUGACUGCACCCUGACUGCAGGCCCAUGGGGGACGGAUUUUACACCCUGUCGCGUAGGUGUUUUUGAGUGUUGGCGGUUUUUUUUU
This is a messenger RNA of Magnolia sinica, 1422 nucleotides long. RefSeq lists its product as uncharacterized. NCBI's taxonomy places the organism in Eukaryota, Viridiplantae, Streptophyta, Magnoliopsida, Magnoliales, Magnoliaceae. The record is from RefSeq and is a predicted model, not a curated record. The transcript has 2 exons. Gene Ontology annotation, molecular function: protein binding. The coding region runs from base 346 to 1194 and encodes 282 amino acids.